Camellia sinensis is the source of this 774-nucleotide messenger RNA. The record is from RefSeq and is a predicted model, not a curated record. Lineage: Eukaryota; Viridiplantae; Streptophyta; Magnoliopsida; Ericales; Theaceae.
AUGAAUUGUGCUCAAUUCUUGGAGAUUUUCUCUGAGAAGUACUUCCCACAGAGUAUCCAUGACAGGAAGGUGUCGGAGUUUGAAAACUUGAAGCAAGGGAGCAAAAUUGUAGUGGAGUAUGAGGCACAAUUUACCAAACUAGCCCGUUUCGCACCAUACAUAGUCGAUAUAGACUAUAAGAAGGCGAGGAAAUUUGAGAGAGGUUUGCCAGACUCCAUUCUUGAGAAGAUCAAUGUAUUGCAGGUACAGAAAUAUGUGGAUGUAUUGGAUAAGGCCAUCAUAACGGAAGGUAACCAAGCCAGUCGCAACCGGUACUCGGAUUGGAAAGGCAAAAUGCAGGGUUCCAAUAUGCACAAAAGGUUAACGUCCUCACAAAAUAAGAAGCAAAAUUUGGGAACUUCCAACACUACGGGGUUUAACCAGGAUUCACCAUCAACUUGCCUGGAGUGUGGGAAAAAGCAUCGAGGGGUUUGCCAUCGAGCAUCAAGAGCUUGCUUUAAGUGUAGGAAGACAAGACAUAUGAUGAGAGAUUGUCUUAUAUUUGGGCAACAAAAAGGGAAUAGACCAACUGCUAGUUCAGCCGGUUCCACUCCUGCAACAAAGACCCCAACAAGGCCUACUACUUCUCAAGAAAAUGUUAGGCAAGGAAGAGUCUUUGCUCUUGUUCCAGGUGACGUCCAAAAUUUAGAUACUGUGGUUUCAAGUACGCUUUCCAUCAAUGGCCAACUUGCUCAUGUGCUACUUGAUUCGAGUUCCACUCAUUCAUUUGUUUAA